Messenger RNA from Erpetoichthys calabaricus (reedfish), 2929 nucleotides. RefSeq lists its product as uncharacterized. The record is from RefSeq and is a predicted model, not a curated record. Gene Ontology annotation, cellular component: eukaryotic translation initiation factor 4F complex. Bases 44 to 2053 code for a protein of 669 amino acids. NCBI's taxonomy places the organism in Eukaryota, Metazoa, Chordata, Cladistia, Polypteriformes, Polypteridae. Gene Ontology annotation, molecular function: translation initiation factor activity; mRNA binding; protein binding. The transcript is spliced from 9 exons.
UUUAUUAUCAGUCUCUGCCUUGAUAGUUUAAUAUUUUGUAAGGAUGCUGUGGUCUUAUGAGAGUCAGGGUAUUGGAGGCCUAGUGAUUUCCCUUCAAUUUGCUGGUUACAUGUACUUCCUUGCCGGCAGUCUUAUAUUGUCCUAUCUGGUAUAUCUCAUUUAUAGUCGGGUUGAGGAAAAUGUGGAUGAUCAAAUUGGGAGCUGUGAAGAUCAAGAAGAAAAGGAGGGUCAGAAGAGCAAGUUGCCACUUGACUCGAAGGAAACCCCUACAGAGGAGGCCAAAAAAGAUUUGGAUAGGUACUCUGAAGAAAAAGAUGAAGAAGAAAAUGAGAACGAGAAGAUUAAGAAGAGGAGAAACAGGAAGAAUAAAAAGAGAAGAGUAGAAAACGGGUUGACCACAAUCCCUGACCCUCAUUUGGCUACCUCCAAUACUGGGAAGUCACAAGAGAUGGUAACCUCGGAUGUUAAGGAGAACCUUCGUCACGAAUCCAUUGUCUACUGCUGCAAGGAUCAGGGCGACCAUCCUUGCAAUAUUUAUAUGAUACUGGAGCAGGUAACUGAUGUCAAAAAACAAUCACAUGCAAAUAAACUGAAGUCUGCCAAGAAGAACUCCAGUGAAGCUAACGGUAGCAGCGAGGACUUUGAAGAUGCAAAAGUUGAAAAACAAGAGCAGCCACCCCAUGAUACGGAUCACGCUGGCAAACAGGGUGUCCAUCCUGGGGAGCAGGAAGAGCAGCCGUGUGGCAGAAAGGAAGUGACGGAUGAGUUACUGUCCAAGGCAGAUGUGUCACAUAAGAAGGACCCUCCUAUUGAGAAGAAGAGAGGCAGGACCCCAGUACAUCAAACUGAAGACAUUCAUCCAGAAACAGUUAAACGUGAAUGGAAGCCUUCGUUUAGGAGGAGAUUGGCCACAGAGUCAUGCUUAUUUCAGACACCCAUAGUCACCACAGGAUGGAGUCUCAGGUCUCGGUUAUCCACCCAUACGGCAAAUGCUUGUCAGAAUGGCUCUACUUUAGGACAUAAGAAUGUCCUAUCUAAUCCUGAAUCAAAGAAAAUGAAUAGGGCAGAGAAAUCCCGGCCAUCAGUGAUAAAGAGCACCAUUACAAAGGAUGUACCUUCAUCCACGAGUAAGACCAGCUUUACUGAGAUAACCCAAUCACACUUAAGUAAUGGCAAGGAGUGCCAGGCGUGUCCCAGUCCAGACUACUUGUGCCCAUUAAAUGGAAAGAGCUCUGUAGAAGGUCUGACAACUCAGGAGCUCUUCAGAAACCUGUUAGAUAUUUUAGAUAUAAUGAUCCCUGAAAGGUAUCCACACCUCCUUGAACAGGUAGAAGAGCUAAUUGUGGACACCCAGGAGAGGCUUGAAGGUGUUGUCAACAUCAUAUUCAAAAGGGCCAUAUCUGAGAGGCAAUACAGUGCUGUCUAUGCAGGGAUGUGCCACUAUCUACUGAAGCUGGAUGCCCCCACAGCAGACGGGUCUGGAGGAUAUGUCAACUUCAGAUUUCUUCUGUUGAAGAGGUGCCAAAAGUUGUUCUACAUGAAUGGGGAUGAAGAAAAUGAAAUUGGCAAGAAACAGGAGGAAAUUGAGGCAGCAACUCAGGAAAUUCAGAAGCAAUGUCUCUGUAUGCAGUAUGAAGAGAUUAAGAAGACCACCCGCCUCAAGUCACUUGGCAAUAUUGUCUUCAUUGGUCAGCUUUUCAAAUGGAAGGUCAUUACAGGGAGCCGUGUUCAUCAGUGUAUUGCAUGGCUUCUUAGCAAUUGCAGCGAGGAAUCUCUGGAGCGCCUCUGCUUGCUUCUGACCACUGUGGGGAAGCAGCUUGACCUCUCUGAAGCCAAGAUUCAAAUGGAUCAGUACUUCAGUGAAAUGAAUGAUAUCAUCAAGGCAAAGAAGGUAUCCUCCAGGAUCCAGUUCUUGUUACAGGAUGUGUUGGAAUUGAGACAGAACAAAUGGAUGUCAAAGAAUAGCGUUCCAAACAAAAAUGCUCAGAAUGAAGAGCAGGGGAGGAAAAAAAUACAGUUGAAGACCACACAAUACACAAGGAGUUGGUGCUGAAGAGUGUUACAGCUUCAUUUUAUUCCCAGACUCUUACUGAUCCUUUGUGGUAUGCAGCAAAUGUUUGAGUAGAACUAAACGAAUUGUAGGGGCACAAAAGAUGAGCAUUAAAACUCUUAGACUGGGCAGUCGACUGUGAACUCUGUGUGACUUUCUCUUGUCCACAAUUGCUCAUUUAGGGCUUCCUGGCAACCUUUAAUGAUCACACAGUCACAUGACACCAACAUGCAUGUAUAUUUAUAGUAACUGCUCAGUCCAUGGGAGCUUUGUAUUGUUAGUCGUUGCUACAUUUGGUCGUCUACUUUCUUAGCUUCUAUCAUUGUUAAUUAUUGUACCUUUGCCAUUAAUUAAUGACACUGCCUUUUAAACAUAAGCAUGUUUGCAAGUUUGUAUCUGACAUUCACUUAAGUUCAGUAGGAACAAAUCCAGUUUUGUGCUUUUCCAUCUCUUCAAGCAGUCCUAAGUCUUCCACCCUUAACAUACAGGCAAGCGUAGCCUGAAAAGAAGGUCAAGUGGGGUUGUGGAGCCUGCAGAUCAAUGAUUUCAUAAGAUUCAACUGCGAGCAGAAAAGGUCAUCUUGACUACUUGUGCCAUCUCUGCUUUUUUUUAAUCUUGCUAAAUUUUAAUAGUUUUUAUAAUUAUUCCUCCACUUUCAAUGGACAUAUCAAGUAAGUCUGUCGUGUAAUGUUAACUGUGUGGUUAUGAAAUCUUUUUGGUGUAAUAUAAUGUUGCUGCAUGCAUUUUGAUAAACAAGUCUGAAUAAAAUAUGAACUUGUUUUGAAAUAGAAAUUCCUGCUUGUGCAAAAUCAGUUUUUGCUACCGGCGUAUUCACUUGUUUUGGGAAAAAUGUUAUUUUAUUCAAAUUACAAAGAUGGA